Molecule: messenger RNA, 792 nt
Organism: Lactuca saligna
Lineage: Eukaryota; Viridiplantae; Streptophyta; Magnoliopsida; Asterales; Asteraceae
Source: the annotation of a GenBank genome assembly
AUGGUUGCAUCAAAGAAAUUGACACUAAAAAAGGUUACAAAUUACAUAGCAGAUGUAAUCUGUAAACGUGCAGAUCUUGGUUAUAAAUAUGGUGUUAUUCUCAUACCUAAAGGACUUAUUGAUUCCUUGAGACAUGGGAAGUAUCCUGGUUGUGCUCAUUUUGCCAUAAGAGGAGGGCGUAGAGAUUCCAAAACAGAAUACCAGCUGCCAGGUUUUGAGAAAAUGAUAUCGGGAAUGUAUUUAGGUGACAUUGUUAGAAGAGUAAUUCACAAAGUGUCAUUAGAAUCAGAUAUUUUUGGACGAGUUUCCUCUAAGCUUUCAGCAAGAUUCAUGUUAAGUACACCAUUAAUGGCUGCUAUGCAUGAAGAUGACACCCCAAACCCAAGUGAAGUUGCCAAGAUUCUUGAAGAAACCCUAAAUAUAAACGAUGUUCCACUGAAAGUGAGAAAACUGGUGGUGAAAAUAUGUGAUGUGGUGACAAGAAAAGCUGCAAGGUUAGCAGCAGCGGGCAUUGGGGGAAUUUUGAAAAAGAUUGGUAGGGACGGGACUGCAGUGAUUACAAGUAGAAGGGUUAAAAGUGGAAAAAAUGGGAAAAUGAGAAGAACAGUUGUAGCAAUAGAAGCAGAAAAUGAGGAAGAAGAGAAGGGCAGAAUGUGGGAUAUUCCAAAUUUGGAUAUUCCUACUUCUGAGCCUGAACUAAACUUGCCCACAGCCUUGAGAGAGCUUUCAUGUGAACUUUAUAGGUUUAUCAUAGGAAUAUCGGGAAUGAUGGUUAUGCCCUUCCUACCAUAA